Dermacentor albipictus is the source of this 6885-nucleotide messenger RNA. RefSeq names its product two pore channel protein 1-like. NCBI's taxonomy places the organism in Eukaryota, Metazoa, Arthropoda, Arachnida, Ixodida, Ixodidae. Gene Ontology annotation, cellular component: lysosomal membrane; endosome membrane. Gene Ontology annotation, biological process: transmembrane transport; monoatomic ion transport. The record is from RefSeq and is a predicted model, not a curated record. Gene Ontology annotation, molecular function: calcium ion binding; voltage-gated channel activity; monoatomic ion channel activity.
CCUACACUGUUGCUUCAGGGGCGGCUGCCUGCUGCGCUGUAGAUGCAGCGCUGUCUGAGCUGUAACCUUGUGGGAUGGCCAAGGAAUGGCGAACUUCGGUAUUCAUCGCUUGCAAAUUAGUGAGAGCGACGACAGCGACCGGAAUAUUCUCGUGAGGGCUGACAGAUGUCUGUCGUACGAAAGCACCGAGCGUAUCGGCGCUGGCACGACUUGGGCCACGGAGUCCCAUGAUGACAUCCCAUUAGAUCUCACCAACUCCGUGGAAACCUGUUGCUCACAGCACACAGAACUAAGUUUCCCAAGCGGUGAAAUACAUGGUGAACGGCUGGCAAAGUGCUGGCAGUCAAAUUACCACGAGGCGGCAAUAUUCCUUGAGGAAGGUGAAAACAAUGACAAGCUGGACUUCCACCCAUGUAGCCGUGAAGCACUGCCAGCCUACCUCGUCGUGCACAAUGUGCUCUUCUACUGCCUUGACCUACUCUCAGCCGCCGUGCUUAUGGCACUGGCCCUUAUGGAGGCCCCCGCUGUGCCAGGUCUCAGUGUCCCUGUGGCCCUUCACGUUUCUGUUGAACUCCUGGCCCUCUCUGUUGUUGCUGUUGAACUGUGCAUGAAACUCCGGUGGAUGGGACUCAAACCGUUCCUUACUCACAAGAGAACUGUCUUCAAACUGUCGAUCCUGCUGUUAAUGCUCAUAGAGGCACUUGUGGUUGCUGCACGACAGGCCACACACUUCCGCAUCCUUCGUGCCCUCAGGCCCAUCUUCCUAAUUGACAAUCACUACUUGGGUGGCGUUCGGAGAUUGACUCGGCAGAUCCUGCAGUCUCUUCCACCAGUGUUUGAUAUGUUGGUCAUAUUGUUUUUCUUCAUGACAGUGUUUGCCAUUUUAGGAUAUCACAUAUUCUCAUUUGUUAACAACGAGCCCUACUUCAGCACACUGUAUGACAGUCUCGUGAAUCUCUUCGUACUGUUGACAACGUCCAACUUCCCUGAUGUGAUGAUACCGUACUAUGCCAACUCCAAAUGGGCUGCACUGUUUUUUGUUGUGUUUCUGCUGGUCCACCUCUACUUUCUGAUGAACUUGGUGUUGGCAGUGGUGUACGAGCGUUUCUCAUCUCUGGAGAAAGACAAGUUUCGCAAGCUACUGCUUCAUCGCAGAAAGGCCUGCCACCAGGCCUUUCGCCUGCUUGUCAAUCGUUCCUCUCCAUCAUGCCUCUACUUCUGCCACUUCGAGGGACUCAUGAAGUACUACAAGCCACGUGCAAAGCGAAGAGACGUCUACUUGAUGUUCAAAACCAUGGACACAGCCCAGAAUGGAUUUCUGAGCCAGGAAGAGUUCCUUCAGGUGUACGAAGCCAGCAAGCUCACAUGGGAGCGAAAGUGGUCAGACUACCCUUGGUUUAAUGAGCUGAAGAGACCAUUUGAGAGAAAACUAUUUGAAGGUGCUUACAAGUUGAUCACUUGGAAAUGGAGCAACGUUAUUAUAUACCUUGUCAUCACAGCAAGCUUUCUCUGGCACAUAGUGGAAAUCACACAGUUGACAGGUGGCCCCACGUCAUUCUUAGGGGAUGGGAGGACUGGACUUUCAGCAUGGCUUCUAGUUGGGCUGCUCAUAUUUUACCUCACCGAGAUGCUUUUGAAGAUAGCAGCAUAUGGUGUGGCCGAUUACUUCCACAAAGGCUGGAACAAGUUUGACUUUCUGGUCAUCGUGGCAGCAGUUGUGUUUGGGUCCAUAGGAGCCUUCCUGGAUGCUAACUUGUUGCGAAUACUCAUCUUUCGUUCACUGCGCCUUCUCAAAUUGUUUCAAUUGAAGAAGAGCUACCAUGAUGUUCUGGGCACAGUGUUCAUCCUGAUGCCUCGAUUUGUCAGCGUUGGAGUUGUCCUUGUUAUUGUCUAUUACUUCUUUGCUGUCAUUGGAAUUGAGGUUUUCUCACAGUAUGUCAUGGAAGACUGCUGCAAGAACACAACGGUUGAACUCUACUUUGCCACGAACACGUCAUCUGGACCGGGCUACUUCUACCUGAUGAACUUUCACAAUCUAGCCAACAGUUAUGUGACCCUGUUUGCCCUGAUGGCUGUCAACAAUUGGUUCAUCAUAAUGGAUGGAUAUGCUGCAGUCACAUCGGAGUUCAGCCGUCUAUUCUUCAUGUCCUUCUAUCUUAUUACUAUGAUCGUCCUGCAAAUCGUUGUGGCUUUUGUGUUAGAGGCGUUUAUAUUCAGGAUACAGUACAAGAUGAAGAUAGGCAAAGAGAGUAAAGAGGACAACCUCGUGAGGGUGGAGACAACAAUGUCACGGGCAGAGCUGCAGUUCUGCACUGUGCCUCCCGAGAUUUCCAGAAACCCACAGCCACUGAGCUACGAUGUGGAUGCCAAUUCUCAAAAACUUGUAUUUCGAGGGGUGCGAUGGAAAACAAAGUUUUCCUUCUGCCUCAAGAUGUAUGCUGAUGAAGCAAAGGAAUGGCUUGACCAUGCGGAGCUGGAGGAAAGGCGCUCCAAUGACUGGCUUGUUCUCAACAUGCAAAGCUCUGAAGCUGACGGUGGAAACCGAUGGAAUGGAAACAAUGCUAAUCGUCGGACGUUUACCUUAUGACUACAAACAGCCUCAGUGUGACAACAUGUACAGCUGUAUAGCACAUCGAUGCAAUUCAUAUUUUGCACAUCAACCAUGCCAUCAUUGCUGCAGGGUAAAAAGUGGCAACAGUGCCUCAGCCAGCUGCAAAAUGUUUGUUUCAGUCGUAAGCUGCAGUUACGCGCAAUCCUUUAUCGACUCAGGUUGAUGUAUGGUGGUUAGCAUAGUCAGAUCAUCAGCUGCAGGCUCAAAAAAAGAAUGAGUAAAAAAGAAAGUCCAACCCCAUCCACUUAGGAUUUGAUUCUAGGUACGCACUAGCUUCUUCAAAUGUGCUACGAGCACAGGAUGGCUGCAUUGACCAUACUCGGUGUGCAGAAGGCAAGAAAAGACAACUAAGACAAGAUGAGAGAGCAAACGUUCAUGCCAUCAGGGCAGCAGUGAUUUCUGUGAAUGCAUUACAAAGUGCACAAGUCCUUGUGGAGGCUUUUAUUUACUUUUAUACAUUUUCCAACCUCCAAUUUUACUUAACUAAAAGGGUGUGGGCAUCUUGUCAAGCACUGUUUAAUAGUUGGCCAUAAGAGCAUUUAGAGUAAACCUUUGACACAACGAAGCGACCUUGUGUACUGUAGUACGACUACGAAAGUGUACACAAAGCUGUCAUCGAUGCACCUGCAUGAAAUGUACAGAGGCUGUGAAGCUUCGACGUUUAUGACGUUUCCCUCAUGGCUCGAAUGCCAGGGUGGAUGCUAACCAACUAUUAUCUGUUAAUUUGUGACGUCUGCCACCAUCCAGUAGGAAUGCACAGUAAACAGGAACCUUGUGCAAGGUCAACACGGCUCAAGUGGCAUGAACAUACAUUUUUGAGAUUUGUGCUUUCUUAGUAUUAUACAUUUUAAAUUCGUAUUUACAUUUAAGUUGAAUGGUUUAAGCAAAUGUCACAAGGUUGACAAGCCAAAGAGAGCUAGGCUGAAAUUGAGCCAGCAAAACAAUAUAUAUAGACGGAUAUCUUUUCAAAGCUGCUCCUACAUAGUGCAUUUUAUGUUCUAUAUGUGCAACUCGCCCUGUGCUUCAGUCAUUGCAACUUUUGUAUGGAGGUCGCAUCUAGAGGCGAAAAUUUUUGUAUCGCAAGACAAGUUCGGUGUCCUUUAUGGCUGCUUUGACCAGUAUCCAUUUUAAUUCUUCACUUGUUUCUCGCAAGAUCCUUUAACACGAACAACCACUACUGUUGGUUGCUUGAAAACUUAAUCCUCGCUGUUGCACCUUUGCUAGCAGGUACAGCCAGUGUUAGGCUAAACACAAAUGGACCUGCUUAAGUGCAAAAGACAGAACCAAAAGAAUGUUUUGUCAGUACUUGUUUAAUACAACAUGGGAGCUGGUAAUAUUGUUUCAAAGCCAACACAGCCAUCAUGAAGUCUGCUUUCCUCGUUACUUGGCAUGUGUGGCAACAUAACCACAGUUCGAUGUGCCUAGGCUGCAAUACAACCCGUUUUCUUUUUUUCUUUGGUGACAAUUUCCACUAAACCCUUCACACAAUUCUGUGAAAGUGCCAGUCAAUUGCAGCGGCUUGUGCACGCCACAGGCUUGGCUUUCCAGUUCCUAUGCUUCUUGGUGUGCACCAUCUGCACUGCUGUUGCUACACUAUAUUUCAUAAAAGACAAUGCUUUGACCAUCAUGCUUUUUAGAAUGAGCUACAAGUUUCAGUUUGCUCUGCUAUUUGUAAAGCAUUUGGCAAAAUACAUCCCUCCAGUCUAGCUAACACAUUUGACUGUGAAAGUAUUUUCAAACCAGUGCAUAGGAAAUGUUACCUGCAAGGCAAAAGGCGUUUGUGAAUCGGGAACUUGAAAUUAUGACACUUUAAUAAAACAUUUUAGGUGGCAAUGUUUGGGAUAACUGUGCCUUUAAAGGUUUCCCACAUGAGCGAACAAAUACUUUGUGCUUAGGCGGAACAGAAAACUGAUGUGUACGUAUAUAUGAAGGCAACAAUUGAAGUCACAAAGCGGGACAGGAGAGUGUGUGGAGGUAGAGGAGUAGAAGGAACAAAGUCCAAGAGUCUCAAAUGAAUGCAGCGUACAGUUAAUUGCUUGCUAGUUCAGAUUCGGCACCUAGUAUCACUUUGUCAUCAUGCAUAACAAUGCGAGAAAUUGGCACUGUGAGAACAAUAAGCUGCAUCUGAACCGUAUUACACAAGUAUUACAUUUACUUCUGAGCCAGUGUAAGAAUGUUGUCCUCACUAUGCCUUCGAACUCUGAUCGUAUGACAAUCUGGCAUAUGUUUGUGCAGACAGGCUGCGUGGUGUCUGUGCUUUUGCGAUUUAUUCAACCUGACACAAUGCUAAACACACUACAGGUUUGGGGCAGUUUUGCCAGCACUGAACUGUGCUCUUAUCUCGGUGAAGGCCAGGAAUGGGGCAACACACAGGAGUCGCCAAGACCCCACUCGUGGGACAUGCUGACCCGUAUUCACAAAUCUUUGUUUGCAUAAAUGCCAUUCACAGCUUACGACUGCCAUGGGGGAUCGUCCUGUUACCGCACCAAAUACCGAGUGGUGCACGUAAGCAAUGCUGUCCACUGAGGAAUUUCUUAUGUAGCUGUGAAUUUUGGCACUGGUCAUGUUAAUGUGCCACAAUGAUGAUAAAUUCAAGUUACGCAUAGCCUCAUGUAUCACUGUUACCAGCAGUUUGUGAAGACUUUCGGACAAAUGCUACCAACUACCCAUGGAAAGUGGCUUUUAAAUACCACACGCGAGAGCAUGCUGAAAAAUUUCUAAAAUACAUUUGUUCCUGCUACAGCCCAGUAUGGUUUACUAGUGAAUAAUUCCCGAGUGGAACCACAUUGCCAUUAUUCUUCCUGCCUAGUGAUACCCGAUUAUUUUAAACAGCCAGUGAAGGGAAAUGCAAGAAAGUGCAUAACUGAAUAUGGAAGGUUCUAAAGUCUUCUUGUGGCUAGGGCAAGCUCACCUUUGGAAAUUUACUAAUGUCUUGCACUCUUUCGCGUUUCAGACAUGUAGGGGCUUGCCCCAUCAGUCAAAUGUGAUCAUACAUGGCAGCACCAUAUUCUAUAUGCCAGUACAAUAUUUCACUAGAAACUCUUAGCAGGAUGCAGAUUCUUCACAUUAGGGCCCAUCAAUUUUGGUGGAAUUGGAAAGACAUAUGGAAUUGUAGAUGGGAGUGAUACACACAUACAGCAUGCCAAGAAGAAAAGGUGUGCCCUGCAAUUCUGGCGAUGAUAAAUUGCAGUUUUGCUCUUGGAAAUGUAUGCAGCAAUAAUGCAGAAAGCAACAUGGUGAAAGCUUUGCAGAGUGACAAGUGAGCUAGCAUAUGAUAAGAGUAUGUGUAUGCUAGCGGCUAACUAAUAUUUGUUCAGCAAAUUGCAUUUCUGUGUGCUUUGUGCCGUUUUUAAUGCUGCCAGGUUUCUUAAUGUGAAAGAAAAGCUGAAAUUGUUGGUGAAAAUGCACUAAUAGGCUGUGCUGCAUAAUGCACCUUUUAAAAAUUUCAGUUGCUUUUUUCGUGACUGAUUUGUUCUCGUAAGUUUUUAAGUUUUACUAAUUUGGCAUUUAAAGAAAGAAAUUGAAAUUUUUUUAUAGCAUUAGCAGUCUUCGCCAUGUUGACUUGCACUUUUGUUUUACGAUAGGCUGAAGCGGGGAAACACUAACCACACCGACUUUUUUUUGGGGGGUGGGGUGGGGGAGGCACUGCAAGUUUUGUUGGGUCCCACUAUCAUACCUGCCCAUCAGUGAGCAUUAAAACUCGUAAAAAAUUUGUGGCCAUGAUAAGCAGGGUAUGUAAGCAGGGUACAUACACAUUUUAUUAAUGAUGGUUUGCCUUUAGACUGACCAACACAACUUUUAGUUGGUCAGUCAUUUGUUGUUGCCAAUUUCGCCUGCUUCAGACUUCUAUGAAUAAACUUGCUCAAAGCAAGUACCCUUCUAGUAUAUCGCAACUAGCGCUGACAAAAAAUGGGCAGCACAGAUACUAGUACCACAAUUUUUCUUGUAUGCAUUUUUUUUUGUCAUUUUGCACCAAACCAUCCUUCUGUACCUUGGAAACAUUUCCUCAAACUGAACCUAUUUUUCAUAAAAUGAGCUCAAAUUCAUACAUGUUGCAAAAAAUUUGGGAGCGUUGGUAGGUAUGCACUAUUGAAAUUGUUAAUAACAAUAGUUUUAUCAGAAGCUUUUGCAUGCACUAGUCCUCAAUUUUAACUUUGUAGCAAGAAUUGUGGCAAUAUUGUGAUAUCCGCACAUUACCUGAGUAGUCUCCUUUGUACGUUUUAUCCUGCUGAAUGAGAGCAUUUUUAUCUACGAAAUAAAAUAUUUUUUCGCUA